Molecule: messenger RNA, 5521 nt
Organism: Habropoda laboriosa
Lineage: Eukaryota; Metazoa; Arthropoda; Insecta; Hymenoptera; Apidae
Exons: 11
Coding region: 1-5457 (1818 amino acids)
Biological process (GO): autophagy; response to starvation
Cellular component (GO): cytoplasm
Molecular function (GO): protein binding
Source: RefSeq, a predicted model, not a curated record
AUGUCUGCAGACUCUCCAAGACGUGGUGUGCAUAAAGGAGUUCAAGUUGUAUCACCACAACCAAUAGUUGAUCGAUCAAUCAUAGACAGUGUUGCAGGAAUAAUUAAUGAUAUUGUUCCACAGGCUUAUGCUGGCACAUCAAAUUCUGAGAAUAAGGAGUCUAUAUCAUGGGCAAGGUUUGAGUAUGCAGACAUUAAUGACCCUGCCCUGUACCCAGAUUACAAUGAAGGCUCUAAUACACCACCUUUAUUAUUGGUGCUUGGUUAUACAACUGGGGUUCAGGUAUGGUUGAUAGCAGCAACAGGAGAAGCAACUGAAGUGUUGUCAUGGAGACAAGGAGUGGUUCGCACUCUAAGAAUUUUACCAAAUCCAAAGACUGAUGAAUCUACUGAUUUGUUUGAAUUGAAACGGCCAAUGGUAGCAAUAUGUGAUUCAGCUGGACCUGGACCACAAUUUUGCAACAUUAGUUUCAUUUCAUUGAAAACUGGGGAACAAGCUAAAAGCAUAAAAUUUAAAAAUCCUGUUUGCGACAUUUUGGCAAAUAAACGAUCCAUAAUAGUAACAUUUCUAGAAAAGAUUGCUGUGUUUGAUGCACGAACAUUGGAAGAUGUUUUAACAGUUACUACUUGCUAUGUUAGCCCUGGUCCAAAUCCAAAUCCUGUUGCUUUAGGUACAAGAUGGCUUGCUUACAGUGAAAAGAAAUUACUACCACUGAAGAGAAGCAGUGGUGGUUGUGAGAGUGAGGGAGUUCAAAGUUACACAGCAACAGUUUUAUACGCAGCAAAGUCUCUAGGGAAAGGUUUACGUGGUUUGGGAGAAACCGUCGCUUCAAGUUUAACUGGCAAUUCAGUAUCGCCGGUGGCUGUUAAUAAUAUGGGUAGCGAUGCGACACAACCAGGAGUGAUUACAAUAUUAGAUCUCCAAGCUGCUAAAGAGGAGAAAGAUUUAGAUGAUGCAAAUAUAGAGACUGUAAUUGCUCAUUUUACUGCCCAUAGUGAUGCAAUUGUUGCCAUGACUUUUGAUUUAAGCGGUGCAUUGCUAAUGACCGCUGACAAAAGGGGGCAUGAUUUUCAUGUGUUUAGAAUUCAACCGCAUCCAGGUGGCCCCACUUUGGCAGCAGUGCAUCAUUUAUAUAUUUUACAUCGUGGAGAUACUACUGCAAAAGUGCAAGAUAUGGUAUUUUCAAGCGAUACUCGUUGGGCGGCAAUUUCAACUGUACGGGGCACUACUCACGUUUUCCCGGUCGCACCAUACGGUGGACCGGUAGGAGUACGAACUCAUUCCACACCUCAUGUUGUAAAUAGACUUUCAAGAUUUCAUAGAAGUGCAGGUUUAAUGGAUGACGGAACCAGAUCUCAUUCUCCCGUAUCUCAUACAGAAUUGCCUUUAUUAGUGUAUCCAUAUUCUAAUCCAAGACUUCCUCCGUACCCUCAUCCAACUGUACUACAUCCUCUGGCACAGAUACGACAACCGUCAACGUUAAAUCACGUAAAUAGUCAAGUUCAACAAAGUAGUCCGCAGCAAAGACAACGAUUGCACUCAGACGAUAGCGGAACAUUACCAUUAAAAAUUUGUGCUUGCUUUGCACCUCCAAGAGCUUGGAUGUAUGCACAAAGGGAAUCUACUGCGAAAGUUAUGAAGAGGGCAGUCGAUUCUUUAUUCAUUAUGGCAUGUCACGGAAAUAUGAUACAAUACGACUUAGAACCUAAGCCAGUUGCAGGUGUACCAAAAGAAAAAGUAUGUGAUGAUACAAUGAUAGAAUUAGAGGUUGAAGCCAAAGGCCAAUGGCCUCUUUUAAGGUCCCCGAAUUCAUUUGAGAUUGUGCCACCUUUACCAACAUCUACUUCUUUACUGAGCGUAAAUACUAUACCGAAAGAUAUUCACGACAGUGAUUUAGCAGAGGAUCAUUGGUUAAGUCAAGUAGAAAUUGUAACACAUGCUGGUCCACACAGACGACUUUGGAUGGGACCUCAGUUUGUUUUCAAAACUUAUAAUGCAACUAGUGGAGCACCGGUGAAUCUUGUCGAAGCCGAAGCUGUUGAAAUCGGCGUAACCGGUGGAUCUCGUCCAGCGAGAUCAAAUCCAGUUAAUAUGCCGCAUGCUACAUCCAGAUCGCUGGUACCUGUGGUCAUCGAUGGCUCAGGAAGCAGUUACGAGCAAUCCCCAAGAUUUAUGGAAGCAUACGGUGAUUCUUUAGAUAGUGAAAAUACUGGAAUUGGCGGUGGUGAAAAUCAACUGAGAGAAGAUCUGGCCGAAGCAAUGCUAGAGACGUCGAUCGCACCUCAUUGUGCACCAGGGAGGCGAUCGGUAUUUGAGAGGGUGGGUCAACCGGUAACUAAAGUCGUCAACCCUCUGGGCACCGUGAUUACCGUAUCGGCCGAUGAGGAGGACAUUAACUCCAGUCAGGAGUUCGAUUUCGCGGAGGAGAGCCACGUGCCGGAACCACCUAGGAGCGUGUGUGCCGAAGAAGGCCCGGCCUCUCUCGGUGAUUUCGAGCCGGAGAGCCAAAGUCUGCGCAACCUCACCGAGAUCUGUGCUGAAAUGCGUUCAGCUAGCGAACCUGCGAUCGACAGCGUGCCGGACGAGAAUAUCUGCGAGGUGAAGGAGAGAAAAGCACUCUGCGUUGAGAUUGCUCCCAUCACCAAUCCUGGAAACUCUACCAUCGAUUUCGAGAAGGAAGAAGCGUUCCGCGAUGUACCGACUAGCUUGAGUCUCUGCGUGGAACAGGGUGAAAUACCCAGCAGUCCUAUGACUCAAGCUAAGGAAGCAGUUUGGUGCAAGAAACUCGACAAAAAGGAGGAUAAACGAGCUCACGAGAGAAGCAUGUCCGAGGCACAGUACGUGGUGAACUGUGACGAAGACAGCGUUGUUCUGAUGGAGAACAAGUUGGCUCACGGACGAAGAACUACAUCGACGCACUGCAAAACGGAGAGUAAGAAGACUAGCGAGUCUGAGAAGACUACGAAGAAGUCUGGAAGGAACGGAUCGAGCGCGAAUUCUGGUAAGCGUGUUGAGGCUAAGACACCUGCUAAGAAAUAUAUUCUAAAGGAACACGAGGAUAGCAUUGUCAUCGAAGAUACUACCACCAGCGACGAUUCUAAGAAUGGUUCUAGCAAGAAGAAGGAUUGCCAGAAGAGUGGAAUCGAGAGUGGUGAGAACAAGAGCGGAGAAACUUCGAAGGAAACUGCGACAGGAAAGUCUAAGGGCAAGUCAAAGUCUUCCACAGUUCAGGAUUGCAAGGAAGCGAAAGUUGAACUUCUCGCGGAAUGCAAGAAAGUAGUAGAACCGCUCGUAGAAUUGGACGCUAUAACCGAAGAGGCAGAUAAAACGGAGGAUUUCAAGUCUAUGGUUACCAUAGAUGUCUCGAUUAAAGAAACGGAUAAGUAUAAGUCACCGCCAUCAGAUUCAACCGACGAUUUCAGUUCGAGCGAGUAUCAUAUCGUUGAUUCUGCUUUCUGCAGCAAAGACGGCACGUCGGUUCAGUCUGAUGAGGACAUCGAGCAUAUACAGAGUUCUGAGAUCACUCAAUUGCAGCAGGCUGAUGGCACCGAUAGCGAUAAAUGCGCGGACGUUAUAAGUUGCGCCGGUUCAUCGCCCAUCAUGCAGAGGAAGAACAGCAAGAACACGAUAUCCGACGACGAUCUGGAGUACAUACACUCUUCCGAACUGGUGGAGACACCUGACAAAACGUACAAAGAGUACCUGAAGCUCGAGUCUGACAAAGGUAGCGACAGCGAAUCGGUAGCAGCCAGAAACAAACGCACGUUCUCAGACGAUCUCGAGCACGUCGAACACUCAGAUGUCUGCAAUGCGCCGUGUGAAGAGGCUAGAGAAGCUCAGGAGAGAAGCACGAGGAAAUCACAGGAGAUAUCGACGGAACAGGCGUCGAAAUCGAAGAGCGCGAAGAAGACGAAGGACAUCGUGGUGAUCGAGAGCGACACUUCAGCUGCUGACGUGACUGUGAUCAUCAAACCGGCCGAGAGUUGGAAGAACAAGAACACAGAGAAGAAAGAGGAAUCGGAAGAAGGUGUCAGCGCUAAAGAUAUUCCCGUCACUGAAAAUCCAAGUCCUCUGAAGAAAGCUAAAAUUCGUCCCGUUAAAACGUCUCCUUCGAAUGUUGCGCCUAAGCGAUCGCAAGCAGGAAUUGAGAUAAUCGACAUCGACGCGAUGCAGAAAGCUGAGAUAGAGGUUCUAGCUGAUACCACAACCGCUCCGGAAUGCAAAAUUCUCUCUGGACCGGAAUUAUGCGGAACGCGAACGAAAAAGUCGCGAAAGAACAAGAAAUCUAACGUCGAGAGUAACGUACAAGUCUUUGAAGCUUCUGUUGAACCCGUGAAGCACGUCGAGGAAACUGUAAAAGAGCCGAGUCCGCAGGAGGCAGUUGCCGAGGUGUCCUGGAGCACAGUCGUGAAGAAGAAGAGCAUGUCUCCCGUAGCUGAGUCGGAGUCGCGAAAUGAAGGCGAUAAAGUUGAGGACGACGAGGCGAAGGAGACGCCUGAUUCCACACAAGUUGCGACGCGGUUGUACCUCCGCGAGAAGAUAGAGUCUCUGAAGAAGAAGUUGCAAGAGACUUCGCCGAGGAGGAAUUCAGACACGAAGGAGUCGAGUUCGCAAGUGGUAGACAAGCUCGAAGAGGCUGUCACAGAAGUAGACACCGAGCCUUUAGUUCAAACGUCGGAAGUAUCUUGGAGCUCUGUCGUGAAGAAGAGGAACAGCUUCUCUUCCGAGCAAGACACCAAGAAGGAACGCGAAGUCGAUCCAAUCGCGGAGGUGUCGAGCACCGAAGAGAGGAGAGUUUGUCGGAGGAACGUCGAAUCGUCGAUUCGUUCGUCAGCGGUGAUCGAUCAACUGAAAGAAGUUGUUACAGAAACGAGCGUGGAAGAACCUUCCAUCCAGACGACGGUGAUAUCUUGGAGCUCGAUCGUGAAGAAGAAAACUGCUUCUUUCUCGGAAUCGAGUACGCGAAUGGAAUCAAUCGAGGAGGCGCCACGCAGAAAGCUGGAUCUCUUGACUGAUUCCUUGGAAGCUGCUACCGGUUUCAAAGUGAUGUCCUCCGCGAGUAAAGAAUCGGAACAAUUGAUCCAAUCGCCGAGCGAGAAGACGUUCGAGAAAUCCUUGAAGCUGAAGGCUUCGAGCGAAAUCGAUGUAAAAGCUUCGAACGACUCGAAGAACUGUAACGUCGAGACGACAAUUGUAACUCAAACAUUCACCAAAGAGGAUUUCUCUGAACCUGAGCGAGACGCCAAGCCAGAGAAAAGAAGCGACUCGGAGCAAGAGGUCGUGCCUGAAGGUUCGAGCUCCUCGGAUGAGUUGAACGCGAACGUGGUGUUCUCGAGCAUUGAGGGAGAUCCUUCUGGCCGCGAGACGGCUGAGAAAAGCGCUAUGAACACCUCGACCACGUCUGCCUACGCCACCCCCAAGAAAGGCAACAGGUCGAAGAAAAAAAAACGCAGAUGAGUAGAGGAUUGUAUGGAUGUACCUAGGGCCAGCCUUGCCCUUUACAUACUCCUGAUGCAAGUAA